UUUGUUCACUAAGUCACAUUUUCUUCCUUUAAUAUGGAAGUGGAUGAUUAUUAUAAUAAGAAAAAUAACAAAAAUGAUCUCUGUUAUAGGCGCCUUUGGUGUGUUCAGUCAAAGAUCUGCAUCCUUCUAUUACAACAUCAGCAAUCAAAGUUAGGGUGGUGCGUGCAUAUGGAGUACCAUUUAAUGGGAAUUCAAAGGAUCUGAUGAGCUUUGAAUGCAUACUGCAAGACCAAGAGGGUGUUAAGAUUCAUGUUUCUUUUGCACGAAACCUGGUGAACAGUGUAGCUUCAAAAAUCAAAGAAGGCCACUAUUAUGUGUUUCACAAAUUCUACAUAAGGCCUAACCAUAUGCGUUUCAAAACCACAGAUCAUGAAUCUCGCAUAAUAAUGAAACAAAAGAGCCAGAUCUGUCAAAUUGAAGCUGUUGAUUUUCCAACUGAUAUGUUUUCUUUCAAAACAUUUGCUAAAAUUGCAGGAAUAGAAGUGUUGUAGAUGCAACACUUUUUGAGUGAUUGGUGUUAUUGUAGAGAGUGGUGGUGUGGUGAACCAACCAAAUUCUAAGAUGUUGGAGUUGAAAAUUGAGGAUGAAAAUUGUGUGUACUUUGUGGGAAGAGUAUGUUGAUGAAUUUCUAAGUCAAGUUGAUCCAAAUGUGAAACAAAUCACAGUGGUACUGAUUCAGUUCUGCAGGGCCAAUUUAUACAAGGGGGAGAUAAGAAUCUCCACUUCUUACAAUGUUUCAAAGGUUCUACUAAACAAAGACACCAAAGAAAUGAAUGAAUUCAGGCAGAGGAUUUUUGGAAACAUUCGAUUCUUUGAAACUAUGAACAUAACUUUCAACCAUGAGCCCAAGCGGAUGAUUGAUGAGACUGAAAAUUUGGAGGUCAAGUCUAUUGAAGAUGUGUUUUGUUUAGAGGACGGCUGCUAUUGGAUAUGUGCAAAAGUGGAUCAUAUCGAAGCGAUUGGUGAAUGGUGGUACAUGGCGUGCAAGUGUUGUGCGAAAAAGGUUGAGAAAGUUGACAACAAAUUCUACUGCGAUCGUUGCAACAAGUUUGAUGGGAUGGCCAACAAGAGAUUCAUGUUGAGGGUAAAUGUGGUUGAUGCGAGUAUAGCAUUAAUGCUACUAUACUGUUAGGCAAAAGAGCUUGGGAAAUCGAAGGUGCAUCUGCCAAGCCUGGAGAAAGUUGCAACAUUCCAAGGGAGAUUCAGGACAAGCUUCUUCAUAAGAUGAUCUUAUUUAAGGUGCUUUUGAGGAAUGAUGCUGAUUUUAGGUUUGAUCUGCCCUAUACUAUCAACAAGAUCCGUAUGAAGCCUGAAAUUGUAGAGAAGCAUGUUGUUGUUGCUGUUGAAAGUCCGAAGGAUUCUACCAAAUCAUUGUCGGAUAUUUCAUUUAAUCCCACUACUACAUUUCUAUUUUAAAUUUUGAAUUUUUCAUUCAAAUUUAAAUUAUAUAUUAUAUUGUUAACAUAAAAAUAAUAUCGCAAAUAUAUAUAAAUUUAAAUAUUAUAUUUAUGUAUGCAAUUACAUAAAA
This is a messenger RNA of Salvia miltiorrhiza (redroot sage), 1528 nucleotides long. RefSeq lists its product as uncharacterized. Bases 584 to 1132 code for a protein of 182 amino acids. The transcript has 9 exons. The record is from RefSeq and is a predicted model, not a curated record. Lineage: Eukaryota; Viridiplantae; Streptophyta; Magnoliopsida; Lamiales; Lamiaceae.